AUGGUCAAUAAGGCUAGCCGUAUGGCUGAGGACUAUGAUCCCGGCAAGGAUAAGAGCUCUGAGGAGAAUCGGGUCCUCAGGGACGAAGAGCAUACUGUAGUGAAUGAAGAAGUGUUUAAGAAGGGCACCUCUCGGCGUAUCUGGCAAGAACUGUAUAAAGUGGUCGACUCGAGCGACGUCAUUCUGGAGGUCAUCGAUGCUCGAGAUCCUAUGGGCACGAGGUGUCAGAAACUCGAAAGGGAGAUCAGGAGGACCCGACCGAAUAAGCACAUCGUAUUG
This is a messenger RNA of Perkinsus marinus ATCC 50983, 279 nucleotides long. RefSeq lists its product as hypothetical. NCBI's taxonomy places the organism in Eukaryota, Perkinsozoa, Perkinsida, Perkinsidae. The annotation marks the transcript as partial. Gene Ontology annotation, cellular component: nucleolus. The transcript is spliced from 4 exons. The record is from RefSeq and is a predicted model, not a curated record.